Molecule: messenger RNA, 2377 nt
Organism: Eleginops maclovinus (Patagonian blennie)
Lineage: Eukaryota; Metazoa; Chordata; Actinopteri; Perciformes; Eleginopidae
Gene: setd7
Product: SET domain containing 7, histone lysine methyltransferase
Exons: 8
Coding region: 99-1211 (370 amino acids)
Biological process (GO): regulation of DNA-templated transcription; heterochromatin organization; peptidyl-lysine monomethylation
Cellular component (GO): chromosome; nucleus
Molecular function (GO): chromatin binding; histone H3K4 monomethyltransferase activity; protein binding
Source: RefSeq, a predicted model, not a curated record
CUGUACAGUGAAUGUCUCCAGGAUCAGUUGGAGCUGGGUGCACAUGUCCACAUGACGCCAGGAAGUAAAGCAGACACCCGGCAGCAGCCUCCCGCAGCAUGGACAGCGAUGAUGAAAGUGUAGAAGAGUUCGUGGAAGGUCCGUUGGACGAAGAUGAUCAGCCCCAUGGGUUCUGCACAGUGACCUUUUCAUCCAGCGAUCGCUUUGAAGGACACUUCACCCACGGGGAGAAGAAUGGCAAGGGAAAGUUCUUCUUCUUUGAUGGAAGCUCUCUGGAGGGCUACUUUGUGGAUGAUGGUCUGCAGGGCAAGGGGGUGUACACACAUGAAGAUGGAGGGGUCCUCCAUGGGAUGUAUGUGGAUGGAGAUCUGAAUGGCCCCGCUCAGGAAUGCGAUGCAGAGGGCCGCCUGAUGUUCAAGGGCCAGUACAAAGACAACAACCGCUGCGGGGAAUGCUGGGUCUACUACCCUGAUGGAGGCUGUGUGUUUGGGAAGGUGAAUGAGGAGGGGGAGAUGACCGGGGACUCUGUGGGGUACAUCUACCCCGACGGACUCACGGCUCUCUAUGGAAGCUUCGUGGACGGGGAGAUAAUCCAGGCGCGCCUCGCCACACUCAUCUCCAGUGGGAGCGGAAGGCAACACUUUGAGAUCACCCCCGACAGUCCUGUGUACUCGUACGACAAGUCCACCUCCACCUGUAUCACCACCCACACUCUGCUCCCCGACCCCUAUGAGAGCCAAAUGGUGUUUGUGGCAGACUCUCUGAUCAAAGGAGCAGGACAGGGUUUGUUUGCCAAGGUGGACGCUGAGCUGGACACUGUGAUGUCUUUUUAUAACGGAGUACGCAUCACACACACAGAGGUGGACAGCAGGGACUGGGCUUUAAACGGGAACACCAUCUCUCUGGACGAGGACACGGUGGUCGACGUCCCGCAGCCUUUCAACCAGCUGGAGAGAUACUGCGCCUCUCUGGGCCACAAGGGAAACCACUCCUUCACCCCCAACUGCAAAUAUGACCCGUUUGUCCACCCUCGGUUUGGGCUCAUCAAGUGCAUCCGAACUUUGAGGGCCGUGCACAAAGGGGAGGAGCUACUGGUUGCUUAUGGUUACGAUCACGAGGAAAAGGGGGAUUCGGGCCCCGAGGCCCCUGAAUGGUACAGGCAGGAGUUGCAGGAGUUCCAGCGAUCAAAGGGAGCUCCUUCUAGCCUGUGAGGACACUCAUGACCUUCUCUAUACCUGAGCGGCCACCUUACAAAACUCCAUCUGUGCUGCAGCUGCACUCCAUGCUUCAUCUGGGAUCGUUGAAUACUGCCUGAGAUACUCCGUAUGAAUGGAUGUCAGCAACACAAGCACUAUGCAAGAAAUCUACGUAACAGACAUGACCCUGGCUCUUCAUCACACAUCACUGGAUAUUAAAAUGAAUGGGCUCAUGGUUGGUGCUUUUAAAUGUAGGAUUUGAUACAUACAAUUUAACCAUUUUACGCAGCUGCUGCAGUUUAUUUUAACAGUUGAUUUUACCACUGCAGUUUGUAUCUCCUCUGGUUAGCUCAAACCUCCUCUACACCAAUUCAGCUUGCUCCAUCCUGCCAUCCAUGUUAUACUGUACAGUAUGUAUUACAGUGGCUCAUUUACUCAGAACCUCUGAUUUCGGUAAAGUACUGUAAAUCCUGAGCUUUGUAGAGGUGAAGAAAACAGAAUUACCUAUGUUCAUACGCUCAAAAAUAAACAUCAACGCAAUCAAUGCACAAGCCUUUGAUUAUGAUGUAUUUGUGAUAUUGCUUCAAUGUGAAACUAUUUCGCAAACACUUGGUUCCGUUAUGCCCUCUAAAUAAAUGAGCAUUAAUGUUUUCAGGCAUUGUGAACACUGUGAACACACAUAUGCUGUUCCACCGAAAGUAUACGUCACAGCGAGUUAGGGAUCUUAACGUAAAGCUGUGAAAAAACCACUAGAGAUUCUCACACAUCUGGUAUUUGACCAAACACUGCAAUUAGACAUUGUGCGUCAUAAGGCAUUUUAAUGCCAACCUGUUUUAUUGUGUCUGAUCAAGGUAUGAAAAUGACCAAAAAUAUUCAUCAAACAGUGCUGCGUAAUUAAAUUGUGAUAGUAAAAACAAAUGAAGACUUUGUCUAUCACCUUUAGAAACAGUUUUGAAGUGAUUUAAAAUAACACUUUGAUAUUUGCACUUGUAUCUGCCCUUGCAUCAACGUCAUACUGUUCAUCUCAAUUUGUAUGCAUUUCAUAACAUGAAAGUGUUUUUUAAUUAGUGGUAGAACAUACUGAAUUAUGCUUUUUGUGCACUGAUGGGAGUAUAAGUAAAAAAGCUGUUUGUUUUAUUGAUUGUAAAAUGUUCAAUCUUUAUAUAAAAUAUGUGAAGGUA